Molecule: messenger RNA, 1674 nt
Organism: Hymenoscyphus albidus
Lineage: Eukaryota; Fungi; Ascomycota; Leotiomycetes; Helotiales; Helotiaceae
Source: the annotation of a GenBank genome assembly
AUGAAUCCUACAACUUUUCCCAACGAGCGGACUUUCCACUACAGCGAGAGCUUGAGUGGCCAAGAGAUGCGUCUUAUAGAAAUUAUCAAGCCUGGCUCCCUUAAUUCGCCCGAUUCUGAUCCCCUCAAACUGCGCAUUUUCAAAGCCCCGAUGCCUAGAUCGAACGAAGCUGAAGACACGGAAGAAGAAUCUUUUACUCCCAGAUAUCUUGCGUUGUCCUAUACGUGGGGUCCUCCGCAACCAUCGCAUACUAUCAGCAUCAACAAUGCUCCUUUCAAGAUCGGACAAUCGCUUUUUGAAGCAUUAUCGCAACUUAGAUCAAACAUCGACCUUCCAAUUUGGAUUGAUGCUAUUUGCAUCGACCAAAUGAAUACUGCAGAACAAGGUCCACAGCUUGAAAAGAUGUACGACAUUUACAGCCAUGCUGAAAGAACCAUCAUCUGGCUUGGAAACGGAAAAUCAUCGACCCCAGCUCUUUUCGAACACCUGGAGCGACUAGGGAACGACGCAAUAACGGCAGGAAUAUGGGAUCUCCAAGAGCGUGAUUUCAAAAUGUGGUAUGAGCGUGGAGAUCCACGAACAGCUGAAAUCAAGUCUAAAUUAGAAAAUCUCAUGAUAUCCAGUAGAAAUGCUGACCCGCCGUUUCCACUGGAUUCGCUUUUCCACUUAUCUCAUGAAGUACCAUGGUUUAGAAGGGUGUGGAUAUUACAGGAGCUUUCAGCUGCUAAGGAUUACGAGUUUAUGUAUGGUUCCUCCACGAUACCGGGAGAUUCUUUCAUUGCUGGCUACUUCUUUGUAACCAUAUGGGAGGGGAUUGAGUUGCAAUCGAUGACUGGAAAUGGACCGUUACCUCAGAACGGGUUAUCCUUCGCUCAGAUCAUUUUUCAGCGGCUCAUGAGAAAGGAUGAGAAUGGGAACGAAUUACCAAUAUCUUUGAGCUCACGUGCCGCUACAACACUUGGAACCCGACGAAGACACCAUAGGAAAGGUGGAUUGACGUUGACGGGACACUUGAACCGAGCUUUUACUCUUACUUCGGAUGCUGCGAUUGGCGCCACCAUGGAAAAGGAUCGUAUCUACGGUAUACUUGGUCUUGCAAGCGAUAAAGAAACCUUGGGCAUACAAUACGAUUGUCGUUCAGAGACGACGUUCCAGGAAGUAUACACUGACGUCGCUAAGAAACUGGCAAUGAAUGGGAAUCUAGACAUCCUUAUGUUGUGUCGUGCAGGGUUCAGUAGAGAAUAUCCAUACGACCAGACGACUAGAGACCCAAAUUUACCUUCUUGGGCACCGGACUGGAGUAAACCAAUUAGAAGACCCUGGGGAGGUGCAAAAGAGGAUUCUUUAUUCCGAGCCGGUGGAAAGGAGUUUGCUUUAGAUCGGCACCUGAAUGAAGACGAUGCACAAGCUCUGAUCAUUGAGACCAGAGUGGUAGAAAUAGUCACGGAAGUCGGUACGAUCUGGACUCCACAGUGGGAAAAACCUUUGACAAUGGAGCUGCCAAAACCCUCUUUUCUGAACUUGAGAGCUUUCUAUCGAAAAGUGGAGAUCGUUAUACUGCUCAACAGCGGGAAGAUGCAAAAUGGCGCAUUCCAAUCGGAGACCAGCAAUUCGACUCCCUUGGUAUGGCACAGCGUGCUACACAAGUUUCAUCCGUCGGCUAUCAAAAUCUAA